AUGAUUCUCCACAGUCUCACCAAAUAUCGGAGAUUGAAAUCUGCAGAGUCUAUUUUGAGAAAGAUUCUUGUCUCAGGUUCGAUAGACUUGCCUUCGAAGUUGUUUGAAGCAAUACUGUUUUCGUACCGCUUAUGUGAUUCUUCUCCUCGUGUUUAUUAUUCUCUUUUCAAGACUUUUGCUCAUAUGAAGAAAUUUAGGAAUGCCACAAACACCUUUUGUCAGAUGAAGGAUUAUGGAUUCUUCCCAACAGUAGAGUCUUGCAAUGCAUAUCUGAGCUCAUUGCUUCGAUUACAUAGAGCUGAUAUUGCUUUGGUAUUCUAUAGAGAAAUGCAGCGUUGUAGGAUUUCACCGAAUGUUUAUACUCUUAAUAUGGUUAUAUCUGCUUAUUGUAAAUUGGGAAAGUUAGAGAACGCUGUUGAGGUCCUUGAGAAGAUGGAAAGCAUGGGACACUGCGAUAAGGGUCUUUUGAGUUCGGCUUUGAAAUUCAAAAACUUGAUGUUGAAGAAUGGAUUGUACCCGAAUGUGGUUACUUUUAACUCACUUAUCGGUGGGUUAUGUAAAAGCAUGAUAAGGAGUGGUUAUCAUCCUGAUGAGCAUACUUUUAAAAUGCUGAUAUCUAACUUCUGCAAUAACAGGGAUUUUGAUGGAGCAGUCGAAGUCUUGAAAGAAAUGUUUGAGAGAUCCAUUGCUCUUCAUUCAAGCAUCUUAUCUGAUUUAUGUCUAGGACUAUACAGAUGCGGAAACGCGAAAAUGUAA
Prunus armeniaca (apricot) is the source of this 756-nucleotide messenger RNA. Lineage: Eukaryota; Viridiplantae; Streptophyta; Magnoliopsida; Rosales; Rosaceae. The record is from the annotation of a GenBank genome assembly.